Closterium sp. Naga37s-1 is the source of this 4506-nucleotide messenger RNA. NCBI's taxonomy places the organism in Eukaryota, Viridiplantae, Streptophyta, Zygnematophyceae, Desmidiales, Closteriaceae. The record is from the annotation of a GenBank genome assembly.
AUGUUGCUUCUGCUGCUGCGGCCGACCUCGUUGGCUUCGAGUCGGUCGGAGCUGCGUCUGCCCCUAGCGGGAGACGCCGCACCGGCAAGGGCAAGGGGGGCAAGGGCGCUGGAGGGGCUGGCGGGGGCGGUGGAGGUGGCGGUGGAGGCAGUGGAGGGGGUGGGGGUGGUGGUGGGAGUGGUGGCGGGGGUGGAGGUGUCGGUGGCAGCAGUGGAGGUGGAGGAGGCGGCGGCGGUGGCGGUGGGAGCGGAGGCGGCGGAGGUGGCGGAGGCGGCGGCGGCAGCGGUGGAGCUGGUCGCGGCUCUGCGCAGAGGAGUGGCUCCGGUGGUGGUUCCGCGCCAGCUGCAGCAGCGCACUCGUGAGACCCCGUCCCCCCAGCAGCUUCGUGAGUGUGAUGAGGGCGACUGUUACUUGUGUGUUCCGCCUGACCCGAGCAUUGAGACUGCUGCUCUAGGUGCUGGUGAGGCUGCUGCUCUAGGUGCUGGUGAGGCUACUGCUCUCGGUGCUAGUGAGUCUGCUGCCCCAGGUGCUGGUGAGUCUGCUCUCUCAGGUACCACGUCGGCUCAGGCCUCCCACACCUUCACCCUUGACUCGGGUGCUUCCCGCUCCUUCUUUCGAGACCGCACCACACUCACGCCGCUUAGUCGGCCAGUGGCGGUCUCCUUGGCAGACCCCUCCGGGGGUCCUGUCCUUGCCCACUUCUCCACUGUCUUACCGUGUCCGGCGGCCCCCUCUGGCACCCUACUCUCCUCUGGCACCACCGCCUUGGCCACCCCUCCCUGCCUCGUCUCCGAGGCAUGGCCUCCCGUGUCCUUGCCUCUGGUCUCCCCCGGUCCCUCCCUCCCCUCCCUCCGGGGCCUGCCCCUACUUGCGUUCCCUGCGUCGAGGGGCGGCAGCGCGCCGCCCCUCACUCCUCCGAGUUUCCUCCGACAGAGGCUCCGCUUGCAGACUCUUCACAUGGACGUGUGGGGCCCUGCCCGCGUCCGUGGCCAGGGUCACGAGCGUUACUUCCUGUUGGUAGUUGACGACUACUCGCGUUACACCACGGUGUUCCCCUUGCGCAGCAAGGGUGACGUCACUGAGGUGUUGAUCGACUGGAUCCGCGCAGCUCGUCCCCAGCUCAGAGAGAGUUUCGGCUCGGACUUUCCUGUUCUGCGUCUGCACUCUGACAGAGGCGGGGAGUUUUCCUCUGCCCUUCCGGGAGCCUUCUGUCGUGCACAGGGCAUCCGCCAGACCUUCACGCUUCCGGCCUCUCCACAGCAAAAUGGGAUUGCUGAGCGCCGCAUUGGCAUGGUCAUGGACGUCGCUCGUACGUCCAUGAUCCAUGCGGCUGCUCCCCAUUUUCUGUGGCCGUUUGCGGUUCAGUACGCAGCGCAUCAGAUCAACCUUCAGCCCCGGGUCUCUUUGCCAGAGACCUCCCCCACCUUGCGGUGGACGGGGAAGGUUGGCGAUGCGUCUGCGUUUCGUGUCUGGGGAUCUCGGGCUUUUGUCCGCGACUUGUCUGCGGACAAGCUGUCCCCCCGUGCGGUUCCCUGCGUCUUCCUUGGCUUCCCCCCUGACGCGCCUGGUUGGCAGUUUUACCACCCCACCUCGCGCCGUGUUCUGUCCUCCCAGGACGUCACGUUUGACGAGUCGGUUCCUUACUACCGUCUCUUCCCCUACCGCACUGCACCCCUCCCCCCGCCGCCGCUCUUCCUUGCGCCAGGUCCCCCCCCGAUAGACCCACUUCCCCCUCAGGGUCCUGCCCCGUCAGGUGUGUCCCAGGUAGACGCAGUCGAGCCUGUCGAGGUAGCUGUUGACUCUGGUACUGCUAGGGGUGCUGAGCCUGGGGGUGCUGAGUCUGGGGGUGCUGAGCCUGGGGGUGCUGAGUCUGGGGGUGCGGAGCCUGGGGGUAUGGAGCCUGGGGGUGCUGAGCCUGGGGGUGCGGAGCCUGGGGGUACGGAGCCUGGGGGUGCUGAGCCAGGGGUUGUGGAGCCCGGGGGUGCUGGGUCUGCUCGUGUGGCCUCUGGUGGUGCUGGGUUUGGGGGCCCCUCGGGUGCUUCGUCGAGGCGGGAGCUACCCUCUCCACAGGAGCUGCGCGAGUGGUUUGCCCGGCGCUGGAGCCGUGCUGCUGGAGCUGGAGGUGCUGCUGUUACUGCUGACCCUGGGGUCGGCACUGGCGGUACUGGAGCUGCUGGCCUAGGGGUGCUGCUGAGGCUGCUAGAACUGACGGUCCUACUGGAGUUGGUGCUGCUGGAGCUGGAGCUGCUGGGGGUGUUGACGCUGGAGGUGCUGUUGGCGCUGGUGCUUCUGAGGGUGCUGGAGUUGGCGCUGUUGGAGCUGGAGGUGCUGCUGGCGCUGGUGCUGCCGCUGGGGGUACUGGUGCUGUCCCUGCUAGUUCUGGAGGCGCUGCGCGACCGCGGCCGUACUUCGUUCCGCUCCUUGAGCAGGUUCUUGGUCUCCCCGCCCUCUACUGGUCCUGCUCCUCCCUUAGAGUGUCCACAGCCUGUCCAGUUGCGGUCACAGUUACAGCCCGCCUCCCCCCUACCUGCUCCUUCUCCCUACACUGGUCCUACUGGAGGUCUUGCUGAGCGUCGUGAGCCUGCGUCUCGUCCUGCGUCGCCUGUUCGUGCUGCUCGCACUAGUAGUCGUGCUCCGCGUCCGCGUCCUCCUGCGGUCCCAGGCACACACCAGAUGGCACUGCAUCCUUCCACUGCUCCUCUGCGUGUCCCGUUGCCGUCUCCUCCAGAGUCCUCUCUUCCUGUCCUUGCUGACCCGGAGUCUGACUCUCUUCGUGCUGCCAGUCCUACUGUCACGCGUCUCCUGGCUACUGUUGUCACUGACCCUUCCUUUGAGUCCACUGCUGCGUCUGCCUUGGAUGCUGAGCUUGUCGACUUUGCUGCUCGCUGUCGUCUAGACUACGCUGCUAGUCUUGUUGCUGAGUCUGAGUCUGUCUGUCCUCCGUCCGUCGGGGGUGAGUGUGCUCUUAGCACGGACGUCCUUGAGGACAGGCAGGAGGAGUUCCAGUGUUUUGCUGCUGCUUUGCCUCAUCUCGUGUCCACGCUGAUUGCCCCUGAGGGAGACCCGGAUGCACCAGACAUCCCGACUCCUCGAUCGUACGCUGAGGCGAUCGAGGGUCCCUACUCCUCACAGUGGCAGUCAGCCAUGGACGCAGAGAUGGCUUCCUGGAAGUCCACAGGCACCUACGUCGACGAGGUUCCCCCACCUGGGGCGAACAUCGUCAGUGGCAUGUGGAUUUUCAGGGUGAAGCGGCCGCCGGGUUCUCCGCCUGUCUUCAAGGCGCGUUACGUGGCUCGAGGCUUCAGUCAGCGGCAGGGAGUUGACUACUUUCAGACCUUCUCUCCCACCCCGAAGAUGACCACUCUUCGGGUGCUGCUGCACAAAGCCGCUCAGCGCGACUACGAGCUUCACUCUCUUGACUUCAGCACAGCUUUCCUGCAGGGCAGCCUGCACGAGGAGAUCUGGCUGCGCCGCCCACCUGGCUUCACUGGGUCGUUUCCCCCUGGUACCCAGUGGAGCCUCCGGCGGCCAGUCUACGGUCUCCGCCAGGCGCCCCGUGAGUGGCACGACACACUGAGGACUACACUUGCGGCUCUUGGGUUUGCUCCUUCUACUGCCGACCCGUCGCUGUUUCUGCGCACCGACACCUCUUUGCCGCCGUUCUACAUCCUCGUGUACGUCGACGACUUGGUCUUUGCCACUGCUGACACUGCUGGACUCGCCCACGUGAAGUCCGAGCUGCAGAAGAGACACACGUGCACAGACCUGGGUGAACUGCGCAGCUACCUUGGCUUGCAGAUCACCCCGGACAGAGCACAGCGCACCAUUACCCUGACUCAGUCACACAUGGUGCAGCAGGUCCUUCAGCGCUUCGACUUCACGUACUCCUCGCCUCAGGCCACUCCUCUGUCUACUCGCCACUCGCUCUCAGCUCUGCCUUCGGAUGAGUCCGUAGAGCCGAGUGGCCCGUACCCAGAGCUUGUUGGCUGCCUCAUGUACCUGAUGACCUGCACACGACCUGACCUUGCAUACCCUCUUAGCAUCUUGGCACGCUAUGUUGAUCCUGGGAGACACCGACCAGAGCACAUGGCUGCAGCGAAGAGGGUGUUGCGCUACUUGUGCAGUACGUCGGGCAUGGGGCUAGUGCUUGGAGGGCGACGUUUAGUGGUCCUCACAGGUCACGAAGAUGCUUCUUGGGCUGACGACCAGGCUACGCAGCGGUCGUCACAGGGUUACACCUUCAGCCUUGGUUCCGGCUCUGUUUCGUGGCGGUCUACCCGCUCGUCUUCUGUUCUCGGCUCCAGCUGUGAGGCUGAGAUCUACGCGGGGGCCAUGGCUGCACAGGAGCUACGCUGGCUCACCUACCUGCUGACUGACCUAGGAGAGCCGCCUCGUUCUCCUCCAGUUCUGUACGUAGACAACAAGGUCAUGCUGGCCUUGUGUCGGGAGCACAGACUGGAGCACAGAACGAAGCACAUUGCUCUUCGCUACUUUCCUUGCUCGUGA